GCCUUUUGCUAAUAUGAGGGACGCUGGAAUAUUUUUAAUUAGAUAGGAAGCCUACAGAAUCGGAGGAACUGGAUAUGAUAUUUCUAAUGCAUUACAGGGAAACGCCAAGCAUAGAAAGAAUAACGAAAUAGUAAUAAAUACUAGUACUUGAUUGAUUGUCAAACAGGACGACUACGAAUCUGGUUAGAUUAUAAUUAUGUAUUAAGAUAAAGGAUCAUAUGUGGAUUAUAUGCAGUGCAGAUAUACCACAUCAGAUUAAAUUAAUUAAAUGAACAAUUUUUUAUACAGAAAGGACAAACAAAUUUUGUGACAGGAUGCUCGCAGGAUGUUGUGAAACGUUCACACAUCCAACAGGAGUCCCAAGUCUCAAAGCAACUUACACUGAGAACACGUCGGAAUUUCAUGAUGUGAGACAACUUUCUAAUCUGUCCCCAAUAAUGGACAAUCACAUCGGGCUUGAUAUUGAGAUAACUGUCAUAAAUGUGACGGAUGAUAUCAACGUAGCCACAUAUGCAGAGAUGUACUAUGAUAACAACAUAACUUCAGCUGGUAAAGUGAUUCCGAGAUGGGAAGUUUACAUAGAGGCAAUAUUGUUGUUCAUAGUGAUGGUUUUUGGAGUAUUUGGAAAUAUAAUGAUACUCAUAGCAGCUCUCGUGUCAGAAAAACUGCGGAAGCCUCUACAUCUGCUGAUAUUGAACAUGGCUUUUGUGGACUUUCUGACAUGCGCUAUCGCGUGUCCCUUCCACGUUUACGGUAUAGUUAACCAUGAAUGGAGACUUGGUCAAAUGUGGUGUGACUUUGCAAGGGCUAUCUUGUCCAUGGUAUUGGGUGUAUCCCUUCUUAGCAAUACGGCUAUCGCCGUAAAUAGGUAUUGCAGCUCAAGUGUACUGUCAAAGAGCAGGAAAAUAGUUUGCAGCAAAGUUGGCACGCUGGUUAUCAUUCUUUUCAUAUGGCUCUCGGUAUUCUCGCUUUUAGUGAUGCCUCAGAUCACUGGGUUUAUCAUCAUCAGCUUCAUUCCUGAGUAUGGUUACUGCACACCAGCGUCUCCGUACAAAAACACUAUAAUCUACUAUGUGUAUUCCUACGCCAUCGGCUUCAUCAUACCGUUCAUAGCCACGUGUAUUUGCUACUAUAAAAUCUUCUGUGUCAUCCGUGAGAGGUUGAAUCUACUGAGGACAGAACGGUCCCGACAAGAGUUCAUACGGGCUAGUAAAAGGAUGGCAAUGAUAUUUACAGUGUUUUGUAUAUGCUGGCUACCUGAUUUCAUUCACAAUAUCAUAUUCCUGUAUACAGAUAUUACUGAACCUUGGAUCAUACGAGGGCUGGCUAUUUUAUUACUCAGCAAUUCUGCUAUUAAUCCCUUCAUUUACGCUCAUAAGAUCAGUGCAUUUAGGUUAGCGUUAUCUGAGCUUUUCGCUGCUAAGAAGGUGGAUAAUGCCAGUAGUGAUGACAGGAGGGUAACGCCAUCUCGAUUGGGCUCUAGAGCAGCCCGAACUGUGGGAGAUACUACAUUCUUGUAGUAACAUUCACGUGUAUUCGUCUGGUUUUACUACAGUCUGACACAAAUUACAAUAC
Owenia fusiformis is the source of this 1575-nucleotide messenger RNA. NCBI's taxonomy places the organism in Eukaryota, Metazoa, Annelida, Polychaeta, Sabellida, Oweniidae. The record is from the annotation of a GenBank genome assembly.